Messenger RNA from Pectinophora gossypiella (pink bollworm), 1077 nucleotides. Its product is annotated as tissue alpha-L-fucosidase-like. The record is from RefSeq and is a predicted model, not a curated record. Gene Ontology annotation, cellular component: lysosome. The transcript is spliced from 6 exons. The annotation marks the transcript as partial. Gene Ontology annotation, biological process: glycoside catabolic process; fucose metabolic process. Lineage: Eukaryota; Metazoa; Arthropoda; Insecta; Lepidoptera; Gelechiidae. Gene Ontology annotation, molecular function: alpha-L-fucosidase activity.
AUGAGUCAUAAAGGUAAAUGGUAUGAGCCGACAUGGGAGGACCUGGAUUCACGCCCUCUGCCAGAGUGGUUCGACCGCGCGAAGAUCGGAAUCUUCGUUCACUGGGGCGUGUACAGUGUACCCGCCAUCUACACUGAAUGGAUCUGGUACAGGUGGAAGACUGAUGUCAAGUAUAUGAAGAGAAAUUUUAAACCCAAUUUUACUUAUGAAGAAUUCGCACCGUUUUUUAAAGCGCAGUUAUUUGAUCCACACGAAUGGGCGAGGCUAUUUGCUAAAUCUGGAGCUAAGUAUGUUGUUUUUACAAGCAAGCAUCAUGAUGGAUACGCUAUGUUUCCAUCAAAGCAGUCGCCGGGAUGGAAUUCUGUGGACGUUGGCCCUCGUCGAGACAUUGUAGGAGAUCUUGGUGCUGCUGUCAGACUGAAGGGCUUGAGAUACGGCCUUUACUAUUCACUAUACGAAUGGUACAAUCCUGACUAUCUGUGGGACAAAUCGAAAAGGUUCACCACAUCAAAGUAUGUCGAUAGGAAACUAUGGCCUGAUGUCAAACAGUUGGUUAAUGAUUACAAGCCUUCAAUUGUAUGGUUUGAUGGACAUUGGGAAGCGCCACAUACGUACUUUAAUACAACUAGGAUAUUGAGUUGGUUAUACAACGAGAGUCCUGUGAAGGAAUAUGUUGUGGUCAACGACAGAUUGGGCAAGGGGGAAUCGUGUCAUCAUGGUGAUUUUUUUAACUGCAAGGACAAGUACAUGCCUCGAGCCUUAGUGAAACACAAGUGGGAAACUUGUUUAUCUCUUGACCUGGCCUCCUGGGGUUACAGGACUAAUAUGCAGGAAGACGAUGUGAUGUCAGUAAACACCAUGUUCAAGUUGCUGAUACAAACUAUUAGCAAUGGAGGUAACUUUCUCAUUAAUAUCGGGCCAACUAAGGACGGUGUCAUAGUACCAAUAUUUCGCAAGAGACUGUUGGAAUUAGGGAAAUGGCUGGAAACAAACGGAGAAGCUGUGUACAACUCGUCACCUUGGUUAUACCAACAGGAUCGUGCUAACAAAGAAGUAUUUUAUACAUGUGUCAAAGCU